Molecule: messenger RNA, 2496 nt
Organism: Brassicogethes aeneus
Lineage: Eukaryota; Metazoa; Arthropoda; Insecta; Coleoptera; Nitidulidae
Source: the annotation of a GenBank genome assembly
GUGUAUAUUUAUGCAGUAGGGCGCAGGUCAGCAGUAAACGUCGGGUCAAAUUGGUCAGUUAAUUUGGGGGCGCGAUACGAUGCGUUUGAAUUUUCCAGUGUCGGAUGCAUUUGGUGAAAACCGAGGAAAUAUUCUUUUCCCUCAACAGCAACGUGCAAGUUUUGAUUCUGUUUUAAAAUGACUUAAUUAACAAAAUUAUGGCGGAAAACGUAAAAGUAAUAGUAAGAUGUCGUCCUAUGAACAAAAAAGAACACGAUUUAAACUGCAAAUGUGUGGUACGAAUGAAAAACUGUAUGGUGGAGACGUGGGAUUUCCAGGAGGGUCCGUCGUUUCCAAAAACAUUCACAUUCGACUCUACUUAUGAUCAAGACUCCAACACCGAAAAUAUCUACAACGACAUCUGCUAUUCUCUCAUAGAGAGUGUGUUGGAAGGAUACAACGCAACAAUUUUCGUCUAUGGACAGACAGGAUGUGGAAAAUCUUUUACAAUGGAAGGCACGAAAAAUGGAGAUCCAAAAGAUAGAGGGGUAAUAUCGAGAACAUUCGAUCAUAUCUUCGAAGCCAUUUCUGUUACACCAGGGGUUAAGUAUUUAGCUUUGGUUAGUUAUUUGGAGAUAUACAAUGAACAAAUAAGGGACUUGCUGCUACCAACUGAUAAACUAUCAAUUGCCCCUAACUUAAGUCUGAAAGAAACCCCCAAUGAAGGAGUCACUGUCCCAGGUCUUGUCUCUCACCCAGUUCACAACGCUUCAGAAUGCGAAUAUUAUCUGAACAUGGGUUCAAAAAAUCGUAUGAUUGGAGACACACUUAUGAACCAAAAUAGUUCAAGAUCACACAGUAUUUUCACCAUUAGUAUUGAACAAAUUUCCCAUAUCAACAAUAACGAAAGCAUUAAAAAAGGUAAACUAAACUUGGUGGAUCUUGCUGGUUCGGAAAGACAAGCAAAAACUGGCGCAACCGGUGAACGACUCAAAGAAGCAACAAAAAUAAACUUGUCACUUAGUGCCUUAGGUAAUGUUAUAUCAGCCUUGGUGGAUGGAAAGGCGAAACAUAUUCCCUAUAGAGAUUCCAAACUCACAAGAUUACUGCAGGACUCUUUGGGAGGAAAUACCAGGACGUUGAUGAUAGCCUGCGUAAGCCCUUCUAGCAGAGAUUACAUGGAAACUCUGUCGACCUUACGAUAUGCCAACAGGGCGAAAAAUAUUAGCAACAAACCUAAAGUGAAUGAGGAUCCCAAAGAUACCAUCCUAAGACAAUACCAAGAAGAAAUAGCGAAACUGAAAAGCCUUUUGGGCAACCACCCUUCAGAAGAAACAAAAUCGAUAAAAAUCGAAGACUCCAUCAAAAUGAAGAACGAAAGAAACGCGGAACUAGACGCUAAAAGGGAUAAACUUCUAAGGGGAUACCAGGAAGAAAUGAAGAAACUGAAAAGCCUUCACGAAUCGGAGAAAAACGAAAAAGAAAUUGUGAUAAAACAGAUAGAAGCCAUUAAAGAAGAGUACGAGCAAAAUAUAAUGAAAUUGAAUGAAGAAAAGCAGAAGAAAGAACUUUGCAGUCAGCAAGAAAUCGUGAAGAGGAUAGAGGUGCUAAAGGCGGCCAUGAUUGGUGGAGAAAAGGCCAACGAUAGGGAGUUGUCGGAAAGAAGAAAAAAGAAGAAAAUGGAAGCAGAAAAUAGAGCAAGUGUUAUAGCUCACUUGUUAGCUAAAAUAGAUGAGAACGAAGACAGAGAAAUCCUUCAGAACCAGUACAAGGAUAUUUCGCAAGAGCUGAACCUUAAAACAGAUGCGUUGCGAAAGUACAGGCAUAAAGUUAGACUUCUUGAGAAGGAUAUUAAUGAUAUUUCAGGCGAGUUUGAGACUGAAAGACAGGAUUACUUGGAAACUAUAAGGAAGCAGGAGAAAACUUUGAAAUUGUUAACGCAGGUUUCUGAAAAGUUGGCUGGGACGUUAAAGAAAGAUUGUAAUUAUAGUGAUUUGGAUGCAAUAAAAGAAAAGGCAGUUUGGUUGGAUGAUGCCCAAAAAUAUAAAUUACCAGAAAUGGUAUUUCCAAGAACUAAACUGCCACCCCCAGGCCGAGUUUCUGAUAUACAAACAGCCCCCGGUAGAUUACAUUACGAUUCGUUUGAAGAGGAGGGAAAGUGGUUAUAACAUUAUUAUUUUGUAUGCACGCUGCUUUUUAAUAAAAAAAGGACAAAAUCAUAAUCGAAUAGUAAAAAAUACAAAUAUUAUGGAUGAUUUUAUUUUAAAUGGUGAGGUAAAUAUUUACAAAAAAAAUGCACACUUUAUUAAUAGUUUUGCAAUGUGCUUUACUUUUAUCUUGAUGUAUUUAUUUAAAAUAAAAAUAAUUAAUAUUAGAGAACUGUCACUUACUUUCGAAAAAUUGACACGGCCGGUAAAACAGAUUCCAAACAUCAAUUUGGUUACACUAUUUCUGUGUAGAUGUCGCACUAAACAAAUAUUAAAAUUAAUUCGUAGUUUUUCAUUAUUUCAGUUUUAA